AUGCGAUGUUUCUCGCUUUGGUGGAUGCAAAUUUGGGGCAGCUUCCUUCGAUCUCCAACGUCGAAACCGUUUGGCCAGUUGUCGCGGAAGUUCAAAGCGCACACCGAGAUGAAAUUGCACAUCGGCGCUAACGGUUUAUCCAACAUCCCGGGAAGAUGCCCUCUUCGUUUCAUUCAACAUCCACCACUGCUCUCUUGCGCUUUACAGCAUUUUCAAGCAAUGCUCCCCUCCUAUCACAUCCACCACCAGAAUGACAACGAGUAUCUGCUAGACUUCUUCGAUGCGGAGGACUUGGCAGACCCAUUCCACCCCCGACGAUCCCUUGGGAUAGAUGACCCACCCUCUCAGGAUCCAUACCUAGAUGUCGUCGCCCAGAAUGACUCGUCGUCCUGGUCGGCGACGCAGACAUUGUCUGACACAGGCCCCGCACCUCCAAGGGCGUCUGAUACAAAUAUACCUCACCUCCUAUCUUCACUUCCACCUAAGCCCAUUCCAGGUCCUCCUCGCUUCGCGUACGCGCAGGUCAAUAUCGAUCUUGCACCAACCCAGCCCUCUCCCCCUGGGCCAGUAGAUGAGUCGACGACCCCGCAACAGCCAGUGGCGCGAUCCUCACGGCCACCAAAGAGGCAGAGGGAGGAUCAGCAGGCAUUUGUUCCUCCACCACAAUACACGCGCUCGCCGGAAGGACUCCCUCCUCCACCCAGGCGGAGAAGCACCCGCUCACGCGGACUUUCUCUACUGGACUACACUGAAGACGUGCCGCCCUCCCGGCAGCAGCCUGAGGCGGGGCCGUCGCGUCCAAGGAAACGAAUAAAGACACAGGAGGACGAGGAUCUCGAUUAUCGUUUAGCACGGGCACCUGCGCAGUCUGUUGCAGGCCCGUCUCGGGUCUCCAAGCGCAAGCGGACGGCAACCGCUUCGGACGAAGACGUCGAAGUUGAAGCGCCUGACUGCAGUGGCGCUUCAGAGUUGUUUAUACCGGAAGCGCUCAGGGCGGGUCCGUCCCGCCAGAAGAAGAGGAAGGUCAGCCCGGAGGUGAACGAUCUUGCCGUCACUCGUGCUGUUGUAGCGUCGUUGCCGCCGCCCGAGUCCGUGGCAGUCCCGUCUCGUCUGGGGCCCCAGACACGCAGCAUGACCAUGAGACAUCUCAAUCUCGCCGUCGCUCCCGUCGCGUCGUCGUCGAGAGCGCCACCCAAACUGAAGACGCGCACAGUCUCCGAUAAGAAAGGGCUGAAGGAGCGAGGUACGAAGGGAAGACACAAGGUGAAGGAGGAAACAAAUGAGGACGACGAUAAAGAGUACAACGACGGUGAAGAAGACAGUGACGAUGAAGAAGAUAACGACGAUGGUAAGGGGAAGGAGAGGGUGUGGCGCUGUCUCUACCACGGGUGCAACAAGUCGUGGUCUAGCAAAAAGAAGCAACACGAGCGUGACCGCAACCGGCAUAUGGAGACUUGCCAUUGGGAGCCGUUUGGGCGUCGGAUGUGGACGUGCCCCCCAUGCGGGAAGCGAUGUACUCGAGGAGAUGCGCUUACGAGGCAUUGCAAACGUCUGAAGUGUCGGGAGAAGUUGAAGUCGCAAGAUUACGAGGACCGGUUGCGUGCGAACGGCAACGUCGACACAUCAAAGUGCUUCGACGGCAAAGAGCCGUGGGAUACGAAGGAAGGGUUGAAGUGUUGGAGUCUUCCACGUCCGGAAGACAACGACGAAAAUUUCCGGGAGGUGCUCAUCAAGCUACGAGAAAUCUACAAACUCACCGGUCGCGAGCCAUGCAUACAUGGAUACCACCCGACUUCUUAG
Sparassis crispa is the source of this 1800-nucleotide messenger RNA. RefSeq lists its product as hypothetical. The coding region runs from base 1 to 1800 and encodes 599 amino acids. The transcript is spliced from 4 exons. Lineage: Eukaryota; Fungi; Basidiomycota; Agaricomycetes; Polyporales; Sparassidaceae. The record is from RefSeq and is a predicted model, not a curated record.